Messenger RNA from Hippocampus comes (tiger tail seahorse), 2809 nucleotides. It is a transcript of the gene tsn, whose product is annotated as translin. The transcript has 6 exons. The coding region runs from base 131 to 808 and encodes 225 amino acids. Gene Ontology annotation, molecular function: sequence-specific DNA binding; single-stranded DNA binding; RNA binding. NCBI's taxonomy places the organism in Eukaryota, Metazoa, Chordata, Actinopteri, Syngnathiformes, Syngnathidae. The record is from RefSeq and is a predicted model, not a curated record. Gene Ontology annotation, biological process: RNA metabolic process.
GAAUACGCUCCAUAAGCGCAUGCGCAACAGUGACGUUUCGCGGGUACUGUCUUGUGUUUUAAACAGCGUCGUUUAAAGUAAUUAAGUAAAAGGCUUGUCUCGUGUGUGUAGCUAAUAACAGAGUUCCGUCAUGUCGGUCAGCGACAUGUUUUCCUACAUCCAGGGCUUCUUGAGCGCCGACCAAGACGUCCGAGAGGAAAUCCGCAAAGUGGUGCAGGUGCUGGAGCAGACAGCCAGAGAAAUCCUCACUGUUGUCCAAAGUGUCCACCAGCCGUCUGGAUUCAAAGACAUCCCUGAUAAGUGUACAAAGGCCAGAGAAUUGUUUGGCACAGUCCGGACCCACAUUGCCGACUUGAAGACAAAGUUCCCUGUGGACCAGUAUUACAGGUUUCACGAGCACUGGCGCUUCGUCUUACAGCGUUUGACCUUCCUGGCGGCUUUUGUGGUCUACCUGGAAAGUGAGGCCCUUGUGACCCGCGAGGAGGUGGCACAAAUUCUGGACAUUGAGGUGGUGCGCGACAAAGGCUUCCAUCUGGAUGUGGAGGACUACCUGGCGGGUGUGCUGAUUAUGGCCAGUGAACUGUCACGCUUGGCAGUUAACAGCGUGACGGCAGGCGACUACAACCGCCCGCUGCGCAUCUCCAACUUCAUCAACGACCUGGACUCGGGCUUCCGCCUGCUCAACCUGAAGAACGACCCCCUGCGUAAACGCUACGACGGCCUCAAGUACGACGUCAAGAAGAUCGAGGAGGUGGUCUACGACCUCUCCAUUCGCGGACUCGCCAAGGAGGCCAAGAGCGACCAAUAGGAAGCGCCGUCGUCAGGACACUGACGUGCCCGGAAGUCCGAGAACCGGGAUCUGACUGAAGGCCCGCCUCGGACGGACAUUAGCCCCUUUCACACUGUUGACCAGUCAUAAUUGUAAGACUCGUUGGAUCUUUUUGUCGGUUUUCAAUUCUCGGAUAAAACAGUUCAAAGCUAAGUUUGGAAUCAACACUGUAGAUGUCUUCUGACAAGUCAGAAUGACCAGAGUCUGGCAGUUAACCGGGCGGUCGAUUUUAUUGGCUGAUAUUAUGGCUUUUAAAAAUAGGCAAAAACCGGAAGUUUUUUUUUUUUUUCUCUCCCCACGGUUUGAUUCAGCCCCCCUUUCCUAUUCGCAACCUUCCACACGGACUGGCAACACGAGGACAACAAUGAUUGGACAUUGUGAAAGGGGCGACUCAAAAAGUGUCCGUAAUGCCGUUGGUGUGAAUUGGCAAUACGUUAUCGUACACGGUUACUACCGAUAAGCAUCGGAGACACACGAAAAAGAAAAUUGGAUGCCAUGAAAAUCGUUGGAAUAUUACAAGGCGGAUUGUUUUCAAGUAAAAUUUGAUCAUCAGAGGUGCAUUUUUUUUUCCUUGCCCCCCCCCUACCCUCCCAUUCCAUUUUUACCUUAAUUUUAGUUAUAUGACCUCCAUAAAACACUGCUAAUACUACCCCCCACCCCCUUUAAAAAAAUGCAACUUUUAGUUUUUCAAUGUUGCUUUUUUUUCUAUCAGGUACUAUUAGGCCUUUUCUACACAAAUAUGAUUAUAAAACUCUCCCCCCAACACUAAAAAAAAAGUGACACCAAAGUGGACCUGGUAUGUUUUGUACUGUUAUGUUUUUUUUUUGUUGUUGUUUUUUUACACAUUUGCUGUGUUUUGUUUGCCAUGGUGUGCAAAAUGUAAAUAUAUUUGUAUACACAACCUGUGGCGGCUCUUUAUUUCAAACCACACACACGCAGGAAAGCCAUCGAAACCUCGGUUUGCAACAUUUUAAUAUGAUUGACAAUAUUUUACAUGUUGAAAGAAUACGGCAGGAAAAGAAAAAGCACAGUCUCGUUGGUGUACACAGUGAUCAGCUACACUAACAGCAUUGAAAUAUUCCGCUUUGAUGUCAUCGCUGGAUAAAGUGCUUUCAACGAAAUAAAGCUCUCGCCACAGAGGACGUACUGAAUAUGCUGAAUAUUGGCUGUCGGGGCGAAAGGGGGUCGACUGGGGGGGUGGGGGGGCAGUCCAAGUCUGUCCAAAGGCUGAUACAAGAGCCAAGGCACAGCGGCUCAGACCAUAGACGGGGUCCACGUUUUCUUGUCAGCAUUUUUUAUUUAUUUUUGUUAACCCAACCUCACAAAAGCCCCUUUUACACUGCCCACUGCAGCCACUUUUCCUCGCCGUGUGAACUCUCAACUUGACGUCCCGCUUCUGUGAGUCAACUUUUGACUUUUUGCCCCGCGCAAAACGAUAUCAAACUUGAAAGAAAAUGUCACAUUUUAUCAGCUUUGGAGGCUCCAUAUAUGCUGUACUGUAUUAAUAUAUAUAUAUUUUUUAAUCGAACCAUAAAAACGGGGGGCGAUUGUCAAGAAAUAAGCGAAUGGUCACAAAGGAGUGUAAACAAAGAGAGUGGGAAUAUUUUCAGAGGCUGUUUGCAAUCUACCGUUACGCCUUUGAUAGUCCAGUUUGCCACUUGAAAGCGGCAACUUCAAUUUCCACCUCGUCCGCAUUGACCAAAACGGUUUUGCUGGGCAGUGUGAAAGGGUCCACUUCAAUUCUCCGAUCCUGCCUCGGGUCAUUACACCAGACCUCGAACCGGGGACUCAAGUCACGCAAACAGCUGUGACGAACCGAACAGGAAAAGACAAAAACGGGUUUUCAUGAUAUGUAGAAAAAAGGGGGACAGAAAGCGUCUACUCGUACGACCGGUUAUUGCUGUCAAGGGGCGGGGGGGGGGGGCUCCCUUUUCUGUGGCAGUGAAUGCCAGGGUGCACUAGUUAGCGAAAUACACCCCC